AAAUUCAAUGUCUCUACUUAAUUUGCACUAUAUAUAUCUCCUCAAUUGGGGUAGGGACAAAACACAAAUCUAUAGAAAUCAAAUCUGAAUCACUUCUAUACAUAUAUAACAACUAUAUAGAAUGGAUGAGGCUGCAAUCAAGCCAACAAUUGACAUUAUUGUAUGUGCUUCCAUGAACAAUCAUCAUACUAGUGCUAAAAGCAGUGAUGAUUCCAUUUCCAUUUCAAACCCAAAAACCAAGCCAUCAUCACAUUCAGAGUCACCACCAUUCUUAACUAAGAUCCAUGCAGGCUACUUUUUCAUCUCUCUUUCCUUUGGUGCUCAAGCUUUGCUAUGGAAGAGUUUAAGUGAGCAUAACAAUGAAUCACAAACUCUAUGGCAUGGUUUUAACUUGAUGCCUUCUGUUGCUUAUCUACUACUUUGGUGUCUUGCAGUAGUCAUUGCAACCAUCUUAUCUUUUCUCUAUAUGCUCAAGUGCAUCUUGCACUUUAAUGCAGUGAAGGAUGAGUUUUCACAUCAUAUUGGAGUUAACUACAUGUAUACUCCUUGGAUUUCUUAUCUUCUCAUGCUUCAAUCGUCUCCGCCUUCGAUUGUUCCGAGGACUUGUUACUACGAGUUUCUUUGUCUGUCAUUUUCUUUUGUUAUAUUCCUUCUUGAUGUAAAACUAUUCGGGCAAUGGUUCACAACUAAAAAGAGGUUUCUGUCAGUGGUAGCAAACCCUGUUAACCUUGUUUCUGUUAUAGGCAACUUGGUCGCGGCUCAAGUAGCGACAGAAAUCGGUUGGAACGAGUGUGCGCUUUCAAUGUUUUCGCUAGGAAUGGUACAUUAUUUGGUUCUAUUCGUGACGCUGUAUCAGCGUCUGACGAGUAAUAACCAGUUUCCUAUAGUUCUAAGGCCAGCUUAUUUCUUGUAUUUUGCUGCUCCAAGCAUGGCAAGUUUAGCUUGGAAAUCCAUCUCAGGUUCUUUUCUCAUCUCAUCAAAGAUGCUGUUCUUUCUGUCUUUGUUCCUUUUUCUUUCUCAGGCUUGCAGGCCAGGACUGUUCAAGAAAACUAUAAAAAGGUUAAACGUUACAUGGUGGAUCUACUCAUUCCCUUUAACAUUCCUUGGUCUAGCUUGUGCUGAAUAUGCUCAUGAGGUGAAAAGUAGCAUGGCUUCUGGUUUAAUGCUUCUGAUAUGUAUUGUGUCUGUUCUGGUUUUUGUUUUUCUGAUGCUAUCAACUGUACUCAAAAUUGAGAAGCUGAUCCAUAAAAAAACACCUAGCAAAUGAAAAUAUAAUGAUGAACUGGAAGCAGAUCCAGCAAAAUUCACUUCUUUCCAUCAAAAGGAGGCUAAUGAAAGUUGAUCAAUUUUUCCGAAUAUUUUGUAGCACCGACACCUCAGAAAAAAGACGUGUCUGUGUCGGACACUUACACCGACACUUGUGAUUAAGUUUAAUUUAAUCAUUUUUUCAAAUUAUUAUUAGUGUCAGUAUGUCAGCAUCGGUGCCGUUUUCGGGGUGUCCGUGCUUCAUACUCUACACUUUAUUCUUCUUACCAAAUCAUCUUCACUAAGUAUAUAUGAUUUGGAUAAAGAACUAACUAUAUUGGAAAGUUAUAAAGUCUCAAAUCAAACAAAACAAAGAGAAGAAGUAAAAGUGCAUAAGCACAUGAGUUGAGUAUAAUUGGUUUGACUGUGUGUGGAAAAUCCAACAAGGACAACACACAUUUUAAUGGUACUUGAAACUUGUCUAGUCUCACUAAAAAAUAAAAGUUUGCAGAAAAAAAUUCAAAAAUAAUUUAUAGGUACCAUAAUGAGAAUGAUGGAAUAUCAGGUACUGCAGCUGCAGACCAUUGAACAAAAGAUAAACUUGUUGAGAAAAGGGAAUUAUUCACAAUCGUUAGUGUCAAAAUAAAUAAAGCUCCAAGGGAAUGGUCAAGAUUGGAUGUGGAACAUUGAAAAGCAACAAGAAUAGAUUCUUAUAAGAUAAGUCACCCCUAAGGACUAUUUCAAGGAAUUUUGUGGAGAUCUUAAGUAGUGAGACAGAAGAUGGAAAGAAUGUCUACUUAUCUAUACAAUAAGAACAAACAUAAAUCAGCACUAAUAUAUAUAGAAUAAUGCUAGAAAAAUACACUUCCUCAGUAAUAUAUUAGUUAUUAUCGGAAUAAAACUGCAAACAUUUUCUAUCAAAAUGGUAAUGUGACUUACAGAGCCAGAUGCGACGGAGGAGCACAUGGACAAGCCGUGAGGCUGGAAACAGAGCACGAUGGAAGUAUAGAAUAUGAACGGUAGCUUGUUUUUAAAAACCUAACUAACUUUAUUUAAAAAAUAAGCCUAACAAUUUUCUUUUACUUCUUUAGAUUUUAAACCCGAUUAAAAAGUGAGGAAACAUUUUUCGCUUCAAUAAAGCUAACAAUCGAUGGUUUAAUUUUUAAAAACUAUGAAAUUUUCUUUGUAACGAACCGAUGUAAAAUACCUACGUGAAUUUUUUUUUUCACUUGUAUAAUUGUAUUAGUGGGAGAAAAUGUGCAAUUAAUAAUGUCAAUUUAGAUUAGGUAUGUAAUGGUACGUGUUUUGGAAUGGAAUGUUCGGUUUUCAUAUAAUCCUAAUUAGGGGCGGCAAACGGACAAGUCCGUCCUGUUUAGAUCUUUUAAAAUAUAAGAUGGAAGUUGAAUCCAGCGCCUAACCAAUGAGCGGAAGAUUCUAAAUGUUAUCCCAAGUUAUAUUUGACACCCUCUUUCAUUGAAAAGUUAAUUAUAACCCUACUCAAAUUUUUCACCA
Vicia villosa (hairy vetch) is the source of this 2757-nucleotide messenger RNA. Its product is annotated as S-type anion channel SLAH4-like. The coding region runs from base 122 to 1267 and encodes 381 amino acids. The transcript has 2 exons. Lineage: Eukaryota; Viridiplantae; Streptophyta; Magnoliopsida; Fabales; Fabaceae. Gene Ontology annotation, cellular component: membrane. Gene Ontology annotation, biological process: transmembrane transport; intracellular monoatomic ion homeostasis. Gene Ontology annotation, molecular function: voltage-gated monoatomic anion channel activity. The record is from RefSeq and is a predicted model, not a curated record.